AUGAGUGAUGAUUCUGGUCUAGAGAGUGGCGGCUAUGACUGGAAUACUGAUGAUGAGCUUGAGAUUGAAAGCUUUCAUUCGUCCUGUACAACUGUUCCCUAUGGACAGACUUCUGGGUCUCGGUCUCUAGAGGAAAACUCAUUUGCAGCAGGUCCAUCUAAUACCAAGGUGUUUGACGCUUUGAUUAAUAUGGGAUUUCGUCCUGAAAUGGUUGCCAAAGUAAUUCAGGAAUAUGGUGAGGAAAAUGAACAUAAACUAGUUGAAGAGCUUCUCACAUACCAAGAGCUAGAACGUUCUUCUCAGCAGCAACAGCAAGUUGAACAAGAUCCCACCUCUUCAGAGUAUGCAGCGAGCUCCUGGGAUGAUUCAUCAGAUGAAGAUGAGUUAACGGAUGAAGAAAUACGAAUAUCUCUUUCUAAGAAUGAUGAUACAUUACUAUCCCUGGUAAAAAUGGGAUUCAAUGAGGAGGAGGCUUUAAUGGCUGUAGAAAGAUUAGGUCCUAACUCCUCACUUGAAGAGCUGGUGGAUUUUAUCAGUGUUGCUCAACUGGUAAAAUCUGAAGAUGCCCUUCUGCCUCCUGAAGAUAAGCCACAAUGCAACGGGCAUGCAAAACCAAGAAAGCGGAGUCUUUAUGAAUAUGAAGUGCUGGGGAGAAAAAAGCAAAAGGUCUUUGAGAAGAGAAGAUGUGAGGAAGAUGAUGAGGCCCAGGCCAUUCAUCUUCCCAAACCAAUGGUGGGGUUUGGGAUUCCCACAGAUCCAAACUCCAUUAUUACACAUAGGAGACUGCCUCACGAUGCUAGCGGUCCCCCUUACUUCUAUUACGAGAAUGUGGCGUUGACCCCGAAAGGUGUUUGGCAGACCAUUUCUAGGUUCUUGUAUGACGUGGAGCCGGAGUAUGUAGACUCAAAAUAUUUUUGUGCUGCAGCCAGGAAAAGGGGAUAUAUUCAUAAUCUCCCCAUUGCGAAUAGAUUUCCUCUUUUACCUCUUCCAGCUCGCACAAUACAGGAUGCAUUCCCCCUAUUGAAGAAAUGGUGGCCGUCAUGGGAUCCCAGAACCAAGCUGAAUUGUCUGCAAACGGUACACGGCAGUGCAAAACUGACUCAGAGAAUCAGGGCAGCGGUAGAACAAUUACAGGAUUUUGACGAUCCUCCUGAAAAUGUCAAGAAGUAUGUUUUGGAACAAUGUCGGAAAUGGAAUUUAGUCUGGGUAGGAAAGAAUAAAGUUGCCCCCCUAGAGCCCGACGAAGUGGAAGUACUGUUGGGCUUCCCUAAAUAUCACACAAGAGGUGGUGGGAUUAGUAGGACUGAAAGAUUCAAGUCACUUGGAAAUUCUUUCCAGGUUGACACAGUGGCAUAUCACCUAUCUGUUCUGAAGGAAAUGUUUCCUGAUGGGAUCAAUGUUCUCUCUCUUUUUUCUGGAAUUGGUGGUGCAGAGGUAGCUCUCCAUAGACUUAAUGUCCCUCUAAACAAUGUAGUGUCCGUUGAAAAAUCUCAAGUGAAUAGGGACAUUGUUAGAAGUUGGUGGGAGCAAACUAAUCAAAAAGGUAAUUUGAUUGAUAUGGAUGAUGUGCAACAGCUAGAUGCUGAUCGUUUGGAGCAGCUGAUGAGCAGAUUUGGUGCUUUUGAUCUCAUUGUUGGUGGGAGUCCAUGUAAUAACCUGGCUGGAAGCAACAGGGUAAACCGGAUUGGACUCGAAGGCGCAGAAUCGGCCCUCUUUUAUGAUUACUUUCGAAUCUUAGACCUGGUGAAAGGUAUGACGCCAAGAUUUCAACGAAAUGGUCUAUAG
Molecule: messenger RNA, 1785 nt
Organism: Lathyrus sativus (Indian pea)
Lineage: Eukaryota; Viridiplantae; Streptophyta; Magnoliopsida; Fabales; Fabaceae
Source: the annotation of a GenBank genome assembly